AUGAGGAGCACCAGCCAUUCUCGGAUCUACGAUAAGGCAAAAUACUGGCGAGUCGUCACUCCAUCGGCUCACGUCAACCAACAGCUGCUCGGUGUGCACAAAAUAUCGAUGUCAGACCGCUCUGAAUCGCCACCGCUUGCCCUCGAUCCCGGCACCCUGUCUCUUCUAAACGAGUUCAUCACGUCUAAAACCGAGCAGGAACAACGAUUCAACGACUUUGCCGAGGCGAACCGCGUGGACUCAGACAACGCGCCAACGAAAUUCCCAUCAGUGGACGAGUAUCGGAGCACUUUCGCUGAAGAUUGGCAACUAAGUCAAUUCUGGUAUGGUAUACAACCGAUUUCGCAGAACGUUUCGCCGCUCUGGUCCACAAAUUAUGCAACCCAGACACGUCUAUUGCGUUUCUCUGUUGUCCCACCGCUUUCGUCGCCUUCCAACAUCAUAAACCUCUUGAUGGUGCUCGUCUCCUCGAGGUGGAUGGCCGAUUCGAAGCUCUGGCUCCGAAACAUUACAUUCGCUACGACAUGGAAGAGCCGCUCGCCUUACCUGAUCACCUCGCCAAUUCUUUCGACAUUGCGAUAUGCGACCCUCCCUUUAUUAACGAGGCAUUUGUCGUCUUCUGAUAUCUAUCAACAGCUUGCUCAUCCUUCACAGUAUACUAAUGAACGCGUAGUGGCAACUCUGAAGCACAUUUUACGGCCUUCAGCCAAGCUUGUUGUGCUUACUGCCACCUCUGUCGAGUCCGUUUUAGAACGACUAUAUAAUGAGCCGCCAUUGGGCCCACUGCGGCGCACGAAAAUCAAGGUGUUGCACGGACAACUCAGAAAUGACUUCGCCUGCUGGGCCAGCUGGACUGGGUCCGAAGAAUUGGAAUGUUGA
Messenger RNA from Mycena indigotica, 879 nucleotides. RefSeq lists its product as uncharacterized. The record is from RefSeq and is a predicted model, not a curated record. The coding region runs from base 1 to 879 and encodes 292 amino acids. The transcript has 3 exons. NCBI's taxonomy places the organism in Eukaryota, Fungi, Basidiomycota, Agaricomycetes, Agaricales, Mycenaceae.